UCUCUCCUCUCUCUCUCUCUCUCUCUCCUCUCUCUCUCUCUCUCUAUUGUCCUUUUCAUCUCUCUCUCUCUCCAUAUUCUGUGCUUCGAAGCGAGCGCAUCUGAUGGAUAUUCCUCCGAUGAAUGCGAUGCUGGAUCUGCUCCGUAUUCGCGGGAAGAAAGCAUUUUCUACAACGAAGCUAGCCGCACUCGUCGGCGGGAUCUUCUUUGCCGGAAUCCUCGCCUGGUUUGUAGUUCCGUGCGUCUUCAGCCUCCUCGCCUCCAACAUACCUGGACUUUGGAAUUCCGUCCGCUCUUCGACUGCUCCUCCUUAUCUUUUCAUCGCUGUUAACUUCAUCAUUCUGACGAUUUGGAAGCUCUCGGAAAACCGAGCACUCUACACUGAACGCCUCCCGGAAGAGGAAAGCCCCUUUAGCCCUGAUAUUAUUUCUGUCCGAUCUCGAGAUCUCGUCUCUUCUCAUGCUCCCCACCUUCUACGGAAGACUACGCCGGAGGAUUUUGUUAAAACCCCUUCGAUCUCUGCCGGAAAUGGUAUAACGGACUCUGCAGCAGUGGAGACCUCUCCAGCGCCGGCGUCCGAAUCUUCCUGCAUAACGACAGUGUCCGGGGAGAAAUCAACCGCUUCUUCUUCCUCUUCUAACGACCUUCUCUUAUCGGAAGCCGCAUUGACAGCCAUAGGUGCGGAAGGGAAAGAGAAGACGGCGGUGGAUGACCGAGACGGAACCGAUUCUCUGGACGCUACUUGGAAUGCUAUCACGAGCAAGAGCGGCAGAUGGGAGAGAUCUCCUCCACCGCUGAUAGCCGCCAAGCAGCCAGUUCGAGUGUCAGCGGCAGCAGUUAAGGGCUACAAUGCGUUUUCGGAGGGCAACGACGCGAUGAAUCAACGAUUUGACGAUUUCAUAAAGAAAAACUAUGAUCAGAUUAGGCUGAGGAAACCUGGAUAGUUGAAUCCCUCGCCGCGCAUCAAGUAAUUUAUACUUUUUUGUUUGUUUCAUCGUUUUCGCUUGGGGUAGCGAUUCGACUGAAGUUAAGAUGAUAGAUUGAUCUUCCGUUUUGAUCGGCUUGGGCGCAGAGCAGGAGAAAUUAAUUUGCUGGUAAUUUCAUCCUGCCUUCAAUUAUUGUAAUUCCAUGGGAAGAUCUCUUCCUCCUUUUCUUUUAUUUUGGAUUUAGACUCGCUGGAAGUCUUUGCCUGGCUUUCCUUUGUGGUAAAAAAAGCAGAAGCGCUGCUUUCAAUAGUUAUAUAUA
Dendrobium catenatum is the source of this 1244-nucleotide messenger RNA. RefSeq lists its product as uncharacterized. The transcript is spliced from 2 exons. NCBI's taxonomy places the organism in Eukaryota, Viridiplantae, Streptophyta, Magnoliopsida, Asparagales, Orchidaceae. The record is from RefSeq and is a predicted model, not a curated record. Bases 104 to 943 code for a protein of 279 amino acids.